CUUUCAUCAAGCUCCCUCGCUAUGCAUGUGAUCAAGCAGGGGACUCUUAGGGACAAACCACUAUUUCCCUUGUGACCCUCCUUAUCUCUUUGGUAAACUCCAUUAUAUUGGGAAAUCAACUUCAAAAAGUGUUUACUCAAACAUGAAACUCACUUCUUUCUUUAGCAAAUUCUUCUUCUUUUCUAUUAUUGCAGGAGUUUCAUUGGCGACUUCUUAUGAUGGACCCUUGUACGAUUUUACUGCUUACACUGAGUGUAAAGAGGUAGCAGAGAAGCCACUUUAUGAUGGAGGAAUUCUUAAAGAUGAGUAUCCGGAGAACUUGAAUUUCAUUGUUAACUCUGUAACUAUGGCUCAUAGCACACCAGCUUUUAUAUUGCAUAAUCUCACCAUUGGAACCAUCUACUGUUUUUCUGCUUGGAUCAGGAUUCAAGGGGCUUCUUCGUCGCUCAUUCGGGCGAGCCUCAAGACAGAAAACGAGACAUAUAAUUGUAUUGGAACAGUUUUGGCCAAGAGUGGAUGCUGGUCAUUUCUUAAAGGUGGAUUCACUCUUGAUUCACCUUCUAACUUAUCUCUAUUAUCCUUUCAGAAUGCUGAUGAUGAUAGAGACAUCAAUGUAGAAAUUGCUAGUGCUUCAUUGCAGCCUUUUACUGAUCAGCAAUGGAGGAUCAACCAAGAUUAUAUAAUUAACACUGAAAGAAAACGCGCUGUGACAAUACAUGUCUCGGAUGAACAUGGAGAUAGAAUAGAAAAUGCAGCAAUCACCAUAGAACAAGUCUUCAAGGAUUUUCCAUUUGGUUCUGCAAUAGCAAGUACUAUUCUUGGAAAUUCACCCUAUCAGAAAUGGUUUGUUGAGAGAUUCAAUGCAGCAGUGUUCGAAAAUGAACUGAAGUGGUAUGUAACAGAACCUGAACAGGGGAAGCUAAACUACACCUUAGCAGACCAGAUGUUGGAAUUUGUUAGAGCCAAUAAAAUUAUUACUAGAGGCCACAAUAUAUUCUGGGAAAACCCUGUAUACACACCAGCCUGGGUUCGCAAUCUUACAGGCAGUGAUCUUCUAUUAGCUGUCAACUUGCGUAUACAAAGCCUUAUGGGCAAAUAUAGAGAAGAGUUCAUACAUUGGGAUGUUAGUAAUGAGAUGCUUCAUUUCGACUUUUAUGAGCAAAAACUUGGCCCUGAUGCAACCUUGCAUUUCUAUGAGACAGCACACCAAGCAGACCCUUUGGCAACCCUUUUCAUGAAUGAAUAUAAUGUCGUGGAGACUUGCGGUGAUGUGAAUUCGACAGUUGAUACUUACAUUUCAAGAUUAGAGGAGCUCAAACGUGGUGGGGUGUCACUGGAUGGCAUAGGCCUAGAGAGUCACUUCACCAUACCAAAUCUGCCUCUAAUGAGAGCUAUCCUGGACAAACUGGCUACUCUAGAACUGCCCGUUUGGCUUACAGAAGUCGAUAUCAGUAGAACACUCGAAAAGCAAACACAGGCUAUUUAUCUAGAGCAAGUAUUGAGAGAAGGCUUCUCACAUCCAUCUGUGAAUGGUAUAAUGCUUUGGACUGCACUGCAUCCUAAGGGUUGUUACCAAAUGUGCCUGACUGAUAAUAAUUUACAGAACCUCCCAGCCGGUGAUGUGGUCGACAAGCUCUUGAAAGAAUGGCAAACUGGGGAGGUAAAUGGUCAGUCAGAUGACCAUGGAUCAUAUAGCUUUUAUGGUUUCUUAGGAGAGUACAAAGUGAGUGUUACUUAUGGCAACAGAACUGCAAAUUCUACAUUCUCACUCUGUAGAGGUGAUGAAACUAAACAUGUUGGCAUUAUAUUGUAGUUUAAAGCAUUUUGCUUUUCCGUGAUAUCAGUCAAAUGAAACAACCUCAUAGCACAUUGUGAAUUUAUAAUUUGCAAAAUCACACUGGUUGAGAAACUUCUUAUACUGUGAUUUCCUUGUAAUGUUAACUGCCUCUUAGCAAGCAAGAAGGCAACACUUACCCUUCCAUAUCUGUGCUUGUAAUCUUCUGAGGAUUCAGCAAUAUGCUUUUACA
This is a messenger RNA of Mangifera indica (mango), 2027 nucleotides long. RefSeq names its product endo-1,4-beta-xylanase 5-like. The transcript has 7 exons. Gene Ontology annotation, biological process: carbohydrate metabolic process. Gene Ontology annotation, molecular function: hydrolase activity, hydrolyzing O-glycosyl compounds. The coding region runs from base 143 to 1813 and encodes 556 amino acids. NCBI's taxonomy places the organism in Eukaryota, Viridiplantae, Streptophyta, Magnoliopsida, Sapindales, Anacardiaceae. The record is from RefSeq and is a predicted model, not a curated record.